Acanthochromis polyacanthus (spiny chromis) is the source of this 2452-nucleotide messenger RNA. It is a transcript of the gene rspo3, whose product is annotated as R-spondin 3. Bases 654 to 1643 code for a protein of 329 amino acids. The record is from RefSeq and is a predicted model, not a curated record. The transcript has 7 exons. NCBI's taxonomy places the organism in Eukaryota, Metazoa, Chordata, Actinopteri, Pomacentridae.
GUCAUCAACGGGCCGGCGGGAGGGGAGUGAAUGGGUCCUGCACGCAAAGCAGAAAAGCCCUGAAACUGCGGAGAUUUACUUUGGUUCAGUUGCAGCUCAGAUACAGCGAGGAGGAGAAGCUGAUGCUGAGAUGAAGCCGAGACCCUGAGCGCGCCUGGCAGCAGCGUAUCCACACCGGGACGCGGGGCGCAUCUCCACUCUAGACAGACGAGAGGUCUAUUUGGAGUUGUACGCAUGGAUUUAACAUCUCAAACUCCUUGUUAAUCCCUAAUUAAUAAUUCUUCUCAUCUUUUUUGACCCACACUGAUGUUUGCUUUCUUCUUGCGCACAACGGAUGACAUUGAAGCUUUUUGGUGCGCUUGGUUUUGUUGGAGGGAAUGUUCUUUAUCACAGCGAGGAUAACGGACCCCUGACUCAGUCUGGCACAUAUGUGGACCCUAUCCAGGAUGUUACAGUCUAAGUGGCCCAGGCAUCAUUGGGCCACCGUACACUACCAUCACCAAAUAUCACCACAUAGCUGGGAGUCUUGCUGUGUCUAGGAAUUAUCUGCACUCCGGACUCUGCCUCCGCGUGGGGAAGAAAACGGAAUCUUUUUCGACAAGUGUUUUGGUGAACAUUGACAUUAGCUUUAGGAGUCUCACCUCUGGGCUACUAUGCAAUUACAACUGAUCUCCUUUGUUUUGAUCAUCUUGCACUGCAUGGAUUACACUGGUUGUCAGCAGCACAGCAGCUCCAGGCACCGGCAGCAUAAACAGAUCCCUGGGGUGAGCUCAGGGUGCCAGCAGGGUGGCUGUCUGACCUGCUCCGACUACAAUGGCUGUCUGUCCUGCAAGCCGCGCUUCUUUAUGCAUUUGGAGAGGAUUGGGAUGAAGCAGAUCGGGGUGUGCAUGACUUCCUGUCCUCCGGGCUUUUAUGGCACCAGAUCCCCAGAGAGAAACACCUGCACAAAGUGCAGGUCGGAGUGCGACUCCUGCUUCAACAAGAACUUCUGCACGCGCUGCCGAGCAGGAUUCUACCUUCACCUGGGCAAGUGCCAGGAGAGCUGCCCCGAGGGCCUGGUCCGAAGCGACACACAGAGGGAGUGUGUUCCCAAAUGCCCUGCAGAGUGUGAGUCGUGUGUGAACGGUGAGACAUGUAUGCGGUGCCGGCCAGGCCUGUACCAGCUCAGUGGAAGGUGCCACCAUGUCUGUCCAGACGACUAUGAGCCCAAUGAUAAACUCAUGGAGUGCACACCACAAGUGCACUGCGAGGUGGGUGAGUGGAGCGAGUGGAGCCCUUGCUCUAGGUCUGGGAGAACCUGUGGCUUCAAGCGGGGACAGGAGACCCGCACGAGGCAGGUCCUGCAGUACCCAUCACCCUUUGGCCAACCCUGCCCCGAGAUCUCAGAGAUCAAAGAGUGCCUGGUGAAGAGGAGGAAAUGUCCAGGAGGACGGAGGAAGAAUGAGCGAAGAGAGCGGAGGAACCGCAACAACCGCAAAGACAAGGAGAACCAGGAGGGGCGGCGGGAGAGGAAGAGGGAGCGUGAGAGGGAGAGAGACACAGGAGAACGUGAAGACUCGGAUAACAGGAACAAAACAGAGCACAGGCACCGCAGAGGCCACGACACAGAGCCAGUCUCCCCUGACGACGGCCUUGUACAGUAGUCAGCUGGCCUCCCACCUUCCUCCUGUCAUCUCCACAUCCUACCUGCUCCAAAAGCUCCCCACCCUUACCCACCGUUCGCCCCCCACAGCCCCUCUCUGCAGGGGUGUUGCUGCUACCUGUAUGAUUUGAAAAUACUGUUUAUGCACAAGAGGGAUAGGGCAAAUUCAGCUACAAGGCCUGGGCCACUAUAGACUUUAAAAUGUCUUUUAUUUUCUACCCUGUAGUCUCAACUCCUUCCCUUUCUCCGUCAAGUGUCUCCUCUGUAAAGUGCAGGAGACACUGCUGAGACUGCUGCUGGGACUGAAGAUCAGCGAGAAAUUUCUGUAACUGUGUGGAGGACUGUCAGACAGACGGACAGAGAGACAUGUGCUUGUUGAUAUGGUUAUUUAAUGGGGCUCUGGUACAACAUUGCGCAUCUUGGUUGUUUUGAAUGUAGAUUUUGCAGCAUUAUGUAGAACAAUUGUUUGUUGUUGUUGUUUCUGUUCUUUAGAUUUCCUUCUUUGAUGCAGAAUUUGUAAAGUAAAAAAAAUAAAAAUGAGUUUUUGCAAUCUUGCCAUUUUGUGACAUCUUCACAAUCACUAAAACAUACAGAUGUAGGGGGUGCCUGCAUGCUGUGGAUUAAAGAAGUCAAAAACAACUAAAAACAUGUUCUGUAAGUCUUGGACAGAAGCUAAUUUUAUUCAAAUAAGUGAUCAGUCUAAUCUACUACUGGUUUUUCUUUUGUGUAAAUGGAUUGUGCUCUCAGUAAAGCUCCUUGACUAGGAACCAACAACACCUGUAUGUCAAAUAAAACUAUAAUGGGUUUGUA